Molecule: messenger RNA, 2720 nt
Organism: Chrysoperla carnea
Lineage: Eukaryota; Metazoa; Arthropoda; Insecta; Neuroptera; Chrysopidae
Product: baculoviral IAP repeat-containing protein 3-like
Exons: 2
Coding region: 292-1569 (425 amino acids)
Biological process (GO): regulation of cell cycle; positive regulation of protein ubiquitination; negative regulation of apoptotic process
Cellular component (GO): nucleus; cytoplasm
Molecular function (GO): ubiquitin protein ligase activity; cysteine-type endopeptidase inhibitor activity involved in apoptotic process
Source: RefSeq, a predicted model, not a curated record
AUUUAUAUAGAACUAAAUAGAAUUUCGAUUGUCCGUUAUCAUUAAAACUCUCAACAAUCAAAUUAUAAUUUACGUAAAUAAAAUAAUCUUUUGGCGUCUUAUUGUGUGUUUAACGUUUCCAAUCCUGUUUCAAACUAUAUCGAAUCAAAAAAAAAAAUUCAAAACUAUUUACGGAAAAAAUAUCAAAUAAGAAAAAAAAAAUUCAAAAAGUGUUCAAAAAAUUCAAAAAUUCAAAAAGUUUGAUAACUAUUUAGAUUUUGAUUAGAGUUGCUUUAAAAAUAUCAACAAGAAAUGGCACAACAAGUGGAAUUUCCGCCCCCGUUAUAUACUUUAAAUAAUUUCAAUACAACAUUUCCUAUAAAAUCAUCGACCGAUGAUGUUGAUAAUCCACCAGGAAAUCCAUCAUCAGCACCAUAUUUAGCGUCAACAAUGGCUACAACAACUACAUCAUCAUCCGCAACAGCAAUGGAUGCAAUGAAAAGUGAACGAAAUCGUUUAGAAACAUUUAAACAUCCAAAUUGGAAAUGUUUUAUGGAUGAACGUAAAUUAGCAAAAUCAGGAUUUUAUUAUUUUGGCGUUGAAGAUCAUGUACGAUGUGCUUUUUGUAAAGUUGAAAUUGGUAAAUGGGUACCUGGUGAUGAUUGUGAUAGUGAUCAUCAACGUUGGGGCUUCCAUUGUCCAUUCUUGCGUGGUUUUGAUGUUGGUAAUAUCCCAUUAGAUCCAACAUUACCACAACCCCAAUUACGUAGUCGUGAUGUUUGCGGACGAUUGGGUAUCGAAGUACGACCAAACAGUGUAUCAGAAACAUUUAAUAAUAUUGAUGUGCAACCGGUUCAAGAAGGUGGUGCAACUGUGAACUUAAAAGAUAUUGGUAUGAAUACCCAUAAUGGUCCCAAAUAUAAGCGUUAUUGUACCGAAGAAUCACGGAUAGCAACCUUUAAAGAAUGGCCACGUGUUAUGAAACAAAAACCAGCUGAACUAGCAGAAGCUGGCUUCUUCUAUACAGGUCGUGGUGAUCAAACGACUUGUUUCCAUUGUGGUUUAGGUUUAAAAGAUUGGGAAGAGAAUGAUGAUCCUUGGGAACAACAUGCGAGAUGGUUCUCAAAAUGUACACAUGUUUUAUUAAAUAAGGGUCAAGAAUUCGUGCAACAAAUUGUUAGUAAACAACCACCGAUUUUAAAUCGUGAAAAUGCAAUUGAACUCUUAAAAAAUUGUAACUCAUCAACAACAGAACCAGCUUCAACAUCAUCUACAGCAUCCACAUCAUCCUCUUCAGAAGCAUCAACCUCAAUAGUUCCAAGUGAUGAAGAAAAAUCAUCUGCUACAUCAACUGUAGCAACCACUAUUGAAUCCAAAAGUGAAAAAAGUCCAUCGUCAGGUGAUGAAGGCUGUUUAUGCCAAAUUUGUUAUUUAGAAAGAUGGAAUGUUUUAUUUUUACCAUGUAAACAUGCGUUAGCCUGUAAAAAAUGUGCACCAUUAUUAACAAAUUGUCCAUUAUGUCGGGAACAAAUAUCAGCCACAUUAAGGAUAUACCCUUCAUGUAACCAUGAUCAUCGGGAUACAUCCUAAAUUUUUAUUUCAAUAUGUUUUUUUAUUUUACUUUUCUUGGAAAAAAAACAUAUUUUUCUAGUCAGGAAACUAUUUUAUUUUUCAAAAUUACUCAGUUAAUAUUGUUCUUUAAAAAAUUUUAUUUUGGACAAAUUUAUUAAAAAUUAAUUGUAUUUUUUUUAAUUAGAAAAGGGAUGAACCCAAUAUGAGGACAAUUUGUUAAUUUUGAAACAAAAUACGGAAGAUCGUGUUCGGCCAUGCGUUUCUGUAAAUUAUUCAGUGGCGAAUAAAUAAUAGUUUCUAUUCAAACUGUGACAAUUAUACAAGGAUAUUAAAAAAAAAGGAUUUGUCAAAUGUUUAAAAAAAAAACUUAGUUCCUAAUAGAACCCCUUCUAAAACAUACGAUCCAAAAUGUCCUAAAUUUUUGUAAACCAUCAAUUAUAGAAUAGAAUCUCUCACUUUUUUUUUUGUUAAUUUUUUUUUGCACUGUGCUAAUAAGACAUGGCUUACAUAUUUAAAAAUUAAAGCAUUCUACAAUUUUUUUUUUGAGUGAUUUUUAGAAAACGUAAACAUCAUUGCUUAAAAAAAAUACUCAUUGAGCUAGCUACACAGUAAUUUCGUAUCUUUGGCACUAAGAAAUGUGCUCAUCGACGAAAAAAAUGUUAUAAAACUCGUCUAAAAAUCACUUUAUAAAAAAAAUCUAUAAAAAUCGUAUAUUAUAAUAACUUAUUCCAUUUUAUAUAUAUUAUUGUUAACUGUUAAAAUCAAAAAAAUAUCCCCACCUCUUUUUUAGUAAUUAAGUUGUUCAAUUUGUGAAAAGAAAAUGUUAAACAGUAAAAAAAUGAAAAACUAAUAUAGAUAUAUUUUUAUAUUGAGCAACAGUUUUUUGAAUUAAAAAAAAUAUUAGUCUUUAAAAAAAAUGAUUAAAAAAUUUACGUCGUUGCUAUAAUCAGCCCCCUCUUUACUCUCAGGAUGUUUAUAUUCAAUCGACUAGAACGUGAACAUAACUCAAAAUCAAUGACAUGUACAACUUGAGGAUUCAAUUAAAUAAAUGAUUUUUUUUUUGCGUUUAGAAAGUAUGUUAUUUAAUUUAAUCCAAACGUCAUGAUUAAAUGGCGCCUUACAUGUUGGGCGAGUUAAAAGGGAACGUACACCCAUUAAAAACCCCGCAC